GGUCCGGUACUUUUUCCCUUUUCCCAUCGCGUGUACAAAGAUAGAAAGAGAAACUAAGACGCUCGAAGAAAUGCGUGAAACAAGGACGAUAGAUGCAGCAUACCCAACUUGCCAACGCUAAAUGUUUUUUACUUUUCACGGUUGAUAGCCCUGGGAAUCUAUAGCCGUCGCAAAGCAAAAGUAGGCGUGGUUUAGCCGAACCAUGGACGUAAGAAUAUAUGGACGGAGCGUAAUGUAGGAUUUAUGACGAGGGGACCCAAGCGAGCGCGGUGAGGGGAAAUUGGGUGGCGGCCAUAUGUGAUGACUAGCAGAGAUCGCACGGUCGCAUAGGGAGGGGAUGACGCACACAAGCGAGCGACCGUAUCCGUGUGCGCACAGACACGGUCGCUCGGACAGCACUGCCUCGUGGUAGCGUCGCCGCCAUAUGUGAUGACUACUUUUCCCCUCACUGCUCUGGCUCGGCCACCGCUAACUUACACUCCGUCCAUAUAUUCUUACGUCCAUGAGCCGAACCGUCGAGCGCACACGUUUUUACGACGUGUUGCUUGUGUGCGAGCGUGCGCGCGCAGACCGACUAUCCCCACUCCAUCCCCACCGCCGCGGCACCGUCCGUGCUAACGUUCACGGCUGGGCACACUGCGGCCAUCCCGCCUUCUAUUCCAAGCGCGCACUUGGGUGAAAAGCAGGGAAGAGUCCGCGUGUUCACAUGGUAGCAAGAUUUGUCUUCUGAUAUAAUUCGUGAUUUUGGAUUAAGAUGGAAAGUUUUCCUCGAGGUGGGAAGAAACCUGGAACUAAGAGGUCUGCAACCACGACAUCCAAGGACGAGCUUAAACCUAAAAAGCGUAAAAUACAAACAAAGGAAAAAACUGCAGGCAAAGAAAAAACAAAUAUUGCUCUCAAUAUUGCACAACAAUUCUCUAAACAACAGCUAUGCAAAGGAUACGUAUUGCUUGGCCGGAUUCGUUGUGUGAAACAAUUCGAGUUGAUAGUGUCUUUGCCAGAUGGACUCGUGGGAUCUGUGGAUGUCAGUGAUAUCAGUAAGGCGUACACAAAACAGUUGGAAGACUUAAUCGCAAUGGUCAAGGGCAAAGUACCCGUGUCUUUAACACAUAUGUUCAAAUAUGGCGAUUACGUAACGUGCUACGUCGUAGUUGUACGUGACUUGAGCUCCGACAUACACUGCUCAUUGUCUCUGGACCCGGAAUUAAUAAAUCAAAAUAUUUCUAUCAAUUAUCUCGCAAAAGGUUCAACAAUUGUUUGCUCUGUCAAAUGUAUAGAGGAACAUGGCUAUUUAAUGGACACAGGCAUAGGUGUUGAAGCAUUUCUCGCCUAUGACCAAGUUGAAAAAGGAAAGCAAUAUUUUACAGGUAGUCAAAUCUUGUGUGCAGUCAAGAAUUUUGACACUAUAAGUGAACCAUCUUUCAUCCAAUUGACAGCUAAAAAGACACGGAUUGACAGGGUGAAUUCACACGUAAAAUCUUGGGACGUCUUAACGCCGGGAACAAAACUGUUGCUUCGUGUAACAACAGUGCUCUCCGACGGCCUACGAGUUACGUUUGGGGAAGACAAUGUUGGAUACAUAAAUCAAAUUUAUCUAAGCAAUCCUUUAUCUACAUAUACAGUCAACAUGGAAGUGAUUGGCACGUUAUUGUACAGACAACUACUAGCGAAAUUUGCGUACUUUAGUCUGCUGACCAACGAGUCGGAAAAGGAGAUGUUACGCGUAGGCGAUAUUAUAGAGAGAGCCAAAUGUCUCUACAAAGUAGUCGAUGGAGUAGUCCUCAAGUUAUCUAAAUCUCGUGGUCUACGUGGAUAUGUCGCUUUCCUCAAGGACAAUUCUGGUUUGUAUGACGAUUCAACCAAAUUCGAAGUAGGUUCCACGUAUAAGUGCAGAGUCGUCUCGUACAACUUGCUGCAACACCUUUACGUCUGUACAACGGAUGCCUCACAUUUGAAAGAGAUCUAUUUCUCAGCUUCUGACUUUAAUAUUGGAGAUGUUCACGAUGUGGCGAUCUUUGGUGAACCGACUGAUAACUACGUAGCCGUGGGACUUGGAAUGAUGUAUGGAAUUGUCCCGCGUGAACACAUAUCCGAUAGCGGCAUAAACUGUAUGAAACGACUGGGGACACUCCACAAGGUCCAGGCGAGAGUCCUGGAUGUAGAUCGCGACAAAAAUCGGGUGAACUUCACGCUAAAGCGGUCACUAGUACACAGCCAAUUGCCAAUUUUGCAGGAUUUCGGCGAAGCCAAAUGCGGAUCGAAGUAUCACGGUACGGUCAGCUUUAUAAAUAGGAACGGCUUACUGGUGAGAUUUUACGGGCUGGUAGAAGGCUGGGUUUCGCGUGCUACACUAAACCCCGAUACGGAGCACAUGAAUUGGAACUUUUUCAUCGGCCAGACAGUCACAGUGCGCGUCGAAUCGGUGGAGAAGGACAAGCGAAGAAUGAACCUGACAAUCGUGAAAGAGAAGAAAAGACCAGUCGACCUAUUUGUCGGAGAGAUGGUCAAAGGAACAGUGUCGGAAAGGACCUAUAAAGGGAUAUAUGUGAAGCUACAGACGAAAGAUGACGAAGCUGCCGUGACGGCUUUCUUGCCAGCUGCACACAUGGCUCUGUGCACCGAAAUCGGCGCAGUGCUGACAGCGAGAUACGCUCCUGGAGACGUCAUCAAUAGUAUUGUUUUUGCCACAGCACCAACCGUGCUACUAACACACACUUUAGUGACGCAACACAAAUACAGGAACUUCGACUCGUUGAAAGUGGGUGACAGUAUUCCAUCCUCGGUCUGGGAAAUAUUGCCGAACGGCGUGAAAGUUGUCCUGCCGAUCGAUAAUUAUUUCAAGUUCGGUUUUGUAUCCCGCAAACGUAUCAGCAAUUUCGAGAAACUGCGCGUGAAUCAGAUAUUAUUUGUUAAAAUCACAGCUAUCAAUUCGCAAGAGAGACAGCUCACUUUGACGAUGUCGCUGAAAGCCGUGUACGAGUGUCUGACCGAUUACGAAGACAAGAUGACGACGGCGGUGGGCAUCUUGCGUUACUACCUCAGCACACAGCAGGAUCAAGAAGAUAUCUAUGAGCAAGUGGACAAGCCGAUCUCGUCGGUGUAUCUAGGUCAAAAAGUCGUCGGCGUUGUCGAAGACAUAACUGAGGACAUAGAAAAGGGUCUGCUGUUUCGGGUGUCCGACGGACUGAACUGCAUUGUACGCAAGGAACAUUGCAUCGGCAACCCUAAAUUGGGGGACUCGGUGUGCGGCACAAUCAUGUGGAAGAAUUAUCCGCAUAAUAUCCUCAACGUGACGUUGGUAAAGAGCAUAGGAAACGGUAUCACUUUGCAGAAUAUGCAACUGCCAGAAUUGCCCACCGGGGUUAUGCUGAAAGCGAAAAUCUUGCUCGUUCUCGAUUGGUUCGUACUCAUUCUCGUGAAGCACAACGGCUUGGGACACUUGGCAGCUCUACCUGUCCGUCGACACAUCAACGACAUUGCUCCCGAUCUAACUCCUUACAAGAUCCACACUAAGAUCCGGGUGUACGUUGUAAUGACGAAGAGCGAUACUGGCAGUAUUCCAAUUUGUUUGCUAAAGUCCGCAUUCGAAGUACCGAAGAGCAUGACCGUGUCGAAAAUAUCAGCUACCAAGACCAAGCACGUGAAGAAGAAAAAGGUGUCUGAGCGAGAGGAGGCUCUGGCGAGCAAUCAGAUACCCAAUUCGGUCGAUCAAUUUAACAAAUUGGUCUUGGCGAACCCCGAUAGCUCGCUACUGUGGAUGCAGUACAUGGCGUGUUAUCUGCAGGCUACGGAGAUCAACAAGGCGAGAGCGGUCGCGAGAGUGGCCUUGAAAAAGAUCCACUUCAAGCAGUAUAAUGAUUUAUGGAACGUGUGGAAGGCAUGGAUCAACCUGGAGUCCAGAUACGGCACCGCCGAGUCUCUGAACGACGUGUUCCAGAAGGCCAUAAAGAAGAAUCCGAGAAACAAUCCGAGAGAGGUGUGCCGGCACAUGCUGACUGUGCACGAGGACGCCGGUAGAAAAAAAGAGCUUAUGGGAUUGAUCAAAACCAUAACCGGCAGUUUCGCCAGCGAGUUUAAGUACGAACCCGGCACGUGGAUAAAAUGCUGCUCGGCGUUGCUGAAACUCGGCUUGAAGAAGAAAUCGCGGCGGCUCAUGCGGCAAUCAUUGAACAUCUUGCCCUCAGAGCUGCGCCCUUACAUGCUGAUACAAUUUGGAAUUUUGGAGAACACACUGGGAGACAGCGAAGAAGCGGAAGGUAUAUUCGAGAUGGCCCUGAGUUUUUAUCCCAAACACAGCUACUACAUAUGGUCAGACUACGCCGAUUCCUUCAUAAAGUCUAACAACAUCGAUUUUGCCAGAAAAGUGUUGGAGCGGGCGUGCGCCCAAACGUUUCCAAUGAAAAACAUGAAACCUCUCUUCAUGAAAUGGAUAAAUUUGGAAGUGAAAUACGGUACGCCCGAGGCUGUAGCUCGCGUGCGGCAAAUGGCUGCCGAUUACGGGUCGAAAUGUAUUUAAAUAGUAAAUUGUAAAAUAGUAGAAAUAACUAAUAUCUUUAUAUGAUAAAUUCAUUUAUCAGUUUGUAACCUAUAUGACGAGGAGAAUAUUUCUCUAUUAUCUAAUGCCCAUUCUACACCUAGGGAUGAUCCUACUUUUACCACAU
Vollenhovia emeryi is the source of this 4661-nucleotide messenger RNA. Its product is annotated as protein RRP5 homolog. Gene Ontology annotation, cellular component: small-subunit processome; nucleus; nucleolus. Gene Ontology annotation, molecular function: RNA binding; protein binding. The transcript is spliced from 6 exons. NCBI's taxonomy places the organism in Eukaryota, Metazoa, Arthropoda, Insecta, Hymenoptera, Formicidae. The coding region runs from base 755 to 4516 and encodes 1253 amino acids. Gene Ontology annotation, biological process: rRNA processing. The record is from RefSeq and is a predicted model, not a curated record.